AUGCCCGAGGAAACUCACGAGACUCAUGCCACCGAGGAACACCAAGAGGGAGAGCACGCGGGAGAGCACGCGGGAGAGCAUCACGCGGAGGCCGGUGAGCAUCACGAAGAGGGCCAUCACGAGGAGGAACACAAUGAGGGACAGCAUGAAGAGCACAACGAUGAGGGAAACGAUGCGCAUCAUGACGAGGAAGCUCAUGAGGAACACCAUGAAGAGCAGCACCACGAUGAAGCCCACAGCGCUGAUGAGCAUCACCAUGAAGAGGAGAAGAAAGCGUGUUGCCAUCACGAGCAUAAAGAAGAAGAUCACCACGAGGAACACCAUGAAGAAGCACACGAAGAGCACAAGGAGGAGCAUCACGAGGGAGAAGGAGAUGGAGAUCAUCAUGAGCAUGCUGAGGAGCAUCACAGCGACGAGAAGUUGGCUCACGAGGUGGAGAACGUUGCGAUCGCUAGUCAUGAU
Messenger RNA from Mesorhabditis belari, 462 nucleotides. The record is from the annotation of a GenBank genome assembly. NCBI's taxonomy places the organism in Eukaryota, Metazoa, Nematoda, Chromadorea, Rhabditida, Rhabditidae.